UUCUCCGCUGCAUCACGCUGCUCUCAAUGGCAACCUGGAGCUCAUCUCCAUUCUGCUGGAGUCACAGGCUGCGGUGGACAUCAGAGACCAGAAAGGUAUGCGGCCUCUGCAUUACGCAGCCUGGCAGGGGAGGGCGGAGCCUAUGAAGAUGUUGCUGAAAUCAGGUUCGUCUGUCAACGGCCAAUCAGAUGAAGGACAGAUUCCUCUCCACCUGUCAGCACAGCAUGGCCACUACGACGUGUCUGAAAUGUUGCUGCAGCAUCAGUCCAACCCCUGCAUCGUGGACAACGCUGGGAAAACCCCCCUGGACCUGGCCUGUGAGUUCGGAAGAGUCGGGGUGGUCCAGCUGUUACUCUCCAGUAACAUGUGUGCUGCUCUGCUGGAGCCCAAAAAAGGAGACACCAGCGACCCCAACGGCACGUCUCCUCUUCACCUGGCUGCCAAGAAUGGACACAUAGACAUCAUCAGACUCCUGAUCCAGGCCGGCAUCGACAUCAACAGACAGACCAAAGCAGGCACUGCCCUGCAUGAAGCUGCUCUCUGCGGCAAAACGGAGGCAGUGAGACUCCUGCUGGAAUGUGGCAUCAACGCUACAGUGAGAAACACGUACAGUCAGACGGCACUGGACAUCGUCUAUCAGUUCACCGCAACACAGGCCAGCAGAGAGAUCAAACAACUGCUGAGAGACGCAUCAGCAGCUCUGCAGGUCCGAGCUCUGAAAGAUUACUGCAACAACUACGACCUGACCAGCCUCAACAUCAAAGCAGGGGAGGACAUUACGGUUUUGGAGCAGCAUCCUGAUGGACGCUGGAAAGGCUGUAUCCAUGACAACCGGACAGGAAACGACCGUGUGGGCUACUUCCCGUCCACCAUGGUGGAAGUCAUCAGUAAGCGCACAGGUUUGGCCAGCACAGUCAUUUGCACUCAACAGUUUCAAAAGAUACCGCUGGUUGCCCCGGCGACGGUUGCCCCUGCCAACGUGGUAGUCAACGGCAACGACAACACCUUCCAUCAGAUCCAUAUCCUGCCUCCUCCGCCUCCUCCACCACCACAUUCCCAUCAGCCACUGCUUCCACUUUUCACUUCCUUUGGCUAUAGCAGGUCGCCCGUGACCACGCCACAGGGAGACACACCCACUACCCCAGGUUGUCGCGGUUCAGAGGCAAGUCCUCACAGCUCUCCUACCCCGUCCAGCGGGCCCCAUGGAGGCUCCAACGAGGAGAUCUGGGUACUGCGCAAACCCGUGGCAGGUGGAGACCGUAGCAGCGUCGGCAGUUCUGGCAGCGUCACCAGUGUGAGGUCAUCAGGCAGCGGUCAGAGCGCAGGCAGUGCACACAUCCUCCAUGCACAAGCUGAGGGAGUUAAGCUUUUGGCCACAGUGUUGUCUCAAUCUGCCAAAGCUAAGGAGCAUCUGCUGGAACAGUCAAAGUCUGUGGAGCAACCUGCAGGCUCCACCGGCUCCUCUCGAACAUCCAGCCAAUCAGGCUGUCCGCUGCACGAAGCACCUCCUUAUGAUGUCACGGCAAACCGACAGAAGGGGGAGGUUCCCGGCGAGGGGAAGAGCUCAGAGGCUGUUGUCCAAUGGCUGAGCGACAUUCAGCUGCAGGUCUACGCUCCAAACUUCCUGGGUGCUGGGUAUGACUUGCCUACCAUUAGCCGAAUGACCCCCGAGGAUUUAACAGCGAUUGGAAUCACUAAACCAGGUCACAGGAAGAAAAUGACAUCGGAGAUCAACAAGCUGAGUGUCAACGAGUGGGUUUCUGAUCAAAAACCUGCCAGUCUGGGUGAGUGGCUUUCUGCUAUUGGUCUGAGUCAGUACCAUCAGGUGUUGGUGCAGAACGGUUAUGAGAACAUCGACUUCAUCACCGACAUCACCUGGGAGGACCUGCAGGAGAUCGGCAUCAUCAAACUGGGCCACCAGAAGAAGUUGAUGCUAGCUGUGAAGCGACUGGCUGAAUUGCAGCGAAGUACAGAUGGGUGGAGCUCUCUCCGAAAGAAGCCUCCACCAAUCACACAGCAACAGGAAGUCACAUCUGUGGAUGGCCCGCCUCCAGAUGAAAUCUUGUCUCCAAAGAUGAACACUUUCCAGGACAACAAUUUGAGCAAUGAGUCACAGAGCGCCAUGACCCAACCGGGUCAGGAGAGCAAAGCUCAGCGAACCCGCAGUGUCAGCAAAGACCCUGAGGAGGUGAUGGCAGGAGGUGGAGGAGCAAGUACGGUUCCGCCCAAGAAGGAAGCACGGACUAUGAGGCAGCAGAGCAGCCAGGGAAGCACGUCCUCCUCCUCCUCCUCCUCCACCCACAGAGGCAGCGUCUCCUCCCAGGGCAAACACCGACACGCCCACUCCCAGCCUGCUCCUCCGUACACGCCUCCUCACACUCCUACAAAGACCAGGACCUCUUCUUCAUCCUCCACCUCCUCUGUUCAGAGUACAGCUUCCCCGCAGACCAAACCCCGCUCACACCCCCCACAGUCUCCCACCCACCGUGGAGUUCCAGGUGGUCAACAGCAGCUGCCGCAGCCACAGCCACAGCCACAACCACAACCACAGCAGCAGCCUCCAGUGCAUCAGACAAACCCUCAGCACCAGCCACACCCGCAGGUGAAGGAGAACCACCAACCACAGGUUCCUCUGCUUUGCCUCCCACCGGAGACUGAGCUUGUGGAGGACGAAGAGGCCUCGGUGCUCCAGAAGAAACGAGCCCACAGCCUCAACCGACACGCCCUGUCAGACAGUGAGUGUGAUGAGCAGGCAGGGCGAGGAGGUGGAAGAGGAGGAGCAGGAGAAGCAGAUUCCACCGGCGGUCAGAACUCAGCUGCGGUCAGAGGUGACGGAGGUAAAUAUGCCACAGUGACCCACCGCGUCAGCCGCAGCCACUCCGUCCGCAACCAGGAGAAGAACGCCAACCGUGGCCAGCCGCAGUCAAUCACUCUACGUCAGAAGAAGAAAGGACCUCCGCCACCUCCACCCAAACGCUCCAGCUCUGCUAUCUCUAGCUCCAACUCCAACCUGUCAGAGGUCAACACACAGCAGCCCACGCACACCACCACUGGGGGGAUGUUGGACGUGCCUUACCACCAACAGCGGCGGGCCAGCGAUCUUGGUGUGUCAGUGGAAUCAGACGCUGUGGAGACGAGCAGUGUGGGUAAUGUGAGGACGAUUGCAGCCAUGUUGGAGAUGUCUUCUAUUGGGGGUGGAGCUAAGGGUAUAGCCCUGCAGAAGAAUUUCCUCCAGGUGGGAAAAACUCGGGAUGCCAUCGGUUUAGACGGUGAGGUGGUAAACCGCCGACGGACAAUCAGCGGCCCCGUCACCGAGCUGGUGGCGGCUGCCAAACGCACCCAGCCGACUGCAUCCACUCUGCCUUCUCCGUCCGUCCAACCUGAGACCUCCCUUCCUGUUGUGAAUAACUCCUGCCACUCCCCCCAGCCACCCUCGUCCCCCCACCCCAGCUCUGGAGGCAGCGGAAGCUCAUCAGAGAACCUGCCGUUUGCAGAGGAGGGAAGUUUGACCAUCCGCCGCCAGGGUAGAGGAGAAGGAGAAGGACAGUGUGUAUUUUGUGUUUGCCUGCAGGGCGACACAGAAGCCCCCCAGAGAGAGAGCGGCUACACCCAGGAGGACGCCCCUAUCGUUGAGGCCACGCCGAGACGACGGUCCCAUGGAUCCAAGCCCCAUCCCAACGGAUCUGACUUCACGCUGCAGGAGUCGUCCACCGUUAAACGACGUCCAAAGAGUCGCGACAAGGAACCUGAGGGCUUUGCAGACAUAGCCACGGCUAACGGAGAGCCAGUGGCAACUGCACCACCAAACACCACGCAACCAGUACCUUACCAGAACGGAACUGCCACCGUGAAACGCCGCCCGGUGUCCGACGCUGGAGUGACAGAACAACCACAACCUCAGCCUCAGCCUCAGCCACAGGUGAAUGCUACUCCUCACAGAGAAAGUUUGGAUCACGGAGCUCCAGUGAUCAAUGAAGGAGGUCCACAGAGAAAACCAAAGCCACCAGUCUCCCCCAAACCUGCCGUGGGUCAAAUAAAGAAACAGGGAGGACCACAGAUGUCCCCACAGCCGGCACCCAACAAGAGAGUCCCUCUGCCAGGCCCUGGAACACCGGGAAGCCCAGGGGAGGGAAAGAAGAUUCCUCCUCCAGUCUCACCCAAACCUUUACCCCCACCUACUGCACCCAAACCAGCCAAACUCAUCCACUCCAUGACCAGCCCCCCAUCCCCAACCCCGGUCUCUGCCCCUGUCAAACAGCACUCUGCGGUGGCCCGGCAGAUCAGCUCUCCCCCCUCUUUUCCCCCUUCCAACUCACCCAGUCCACCCAAUGUCAAGCCCACCAGCCCGUCCUCUCAGAGCCCACACACCCCUCCCACCCCCACUACACCACAGACUCCGGCCACUCCCAGCCCGACCCCGCACCCCGUCAAGCCCCCUCGAUCGUCCAUUGGCAGCGUGUCUAUGGACAGUGGGCUGGUGGGUGGAGGUGUGACGGUGCCGGCUGCCACGACAACACCGGACCUCUGCGUGGACCCCCUGGUGCAUCAGAAGUUGGAGGAGACCAGUGCAUCGCUGGCCGCGGCGCUGAGGGCUGUGGAGGACAAGAUACUGCGUCAGGACGACUCUGUGGCCGAGCAGAAAACCACCGUCAGCAUCCUGGACGACAUCGGCAGCAUGUUCGAUGACCUGGCCGACCAGCUGGACGCCAUGUUGGAGUAACCAUAGAGACCAGUCAGCAUGUUUCCAUGGCAACACUGCAGCAAAACUAACUCAGAUGGCACAAAGAGCAACUUGCCUCUCGCUCUGUCUUCAACUCCUCCUCAUCCACCAGUUGGUGUUGUGUUCAACUCUCUUCCAACUCUCACUGUUGUCCCUCCAUGACUUCACUGCUGCUCUGGAGACAUGUCUGUCCUCCAUCUCCUCCUCUCAUCUGCUGUGGCUGAUGAAGAAACUGACGAUGUCUCAGAGCCGCUGGACGUGUUGACCAGGGAUGAUGGAGGACGAGGGUGGGGAAAGAAAACAAAACACAGGAGGAUUAAAAAAAUAUGUAUGUGGAGAAAAAAAACAGAGACAAAGAAAUGGAACAGAGUGAAGGAGAGUUCACUCCACACAAGAACAAAUCAACUAAUAAAGAUUAAAAAAAAACCUACUGUGUAACAAACCAUAGUACGGUAUGUGUACAUUCUAAGCAUGGAGAGUUUAUAUCUACUGGAAAAGUCCUGCAUUAGCACACUAAUAUAUAUAUAAAAAUAUAAUAUAAUAAUAUAUGGAUAAAUAUGAAGCUCUAGCUCUUUGGUUUGAUGUCUUUGGUUAUGUGUGGAAUGGUGACCUCUGGUGUUGUGACAAUGUAAAUGAAUCAAUGGAAGAGAAAAAAAAAAAUCUGUUACUACACUAUUUAUUCAGCUGCUGAGGGUGUGUGUGUGUGUGUGUGU
Molecule: messenger RNA, 5433 nt
Organism: Cynoglossus semilaevis (tongue sole)
Lineage: Eukaryota; Metazoa; Chordata; Actinopteri; Pleuronectiformes; Cynoglossidae
Gene: caskin1
Product: CASK interacting protein 1
Exons: 22
Coding region: 98-4720 (1540 amino acids)
Molecular function (GO): protein binding
Source: RefSeq, a predicted model, not a curated record